Messenger RNA from Cricetulus griseus (Chinese hamster), 2886 nucleotides. Lineage: Eukaryota; Metazoa; Chordata; Mammalia; Rodentia; Cricetidae. The record is from RefSeq and is a predicted model, not a curated record.
UGUACGUACUUCCUGGGCGGGAACACCAAAAUGGCGCCAGAACCAGUGGCAGGUUGAGUCUGCUGGCCCUAUCCGGAGCCAGUGUACGGUCCCGGGCCUCUAGUCCUUUUCUGGACAUGGAGGAUGUGGAGGUGCGCUUCGCUCACCUCUUGCAGCCCAUCCGGGAUCUCACUAAGAACUGGGAGGUGGACGUAGCAGCACAGCUGGGCGAGUAUCUGGAGGAGCUGGACCAGAUUUGCAUUUCUUUUGAUGAAGGCAAAACCACUAUGAACUUCAUUGAGGCAGCACUGUUGAUCCAGGGCUCAGCUUGUGUGUACAGUAAAAAGGUGGAGUACCUCUACUCGCUGGUCUACCAGGCUCUCGAUUUUAUUUCUGGCAAGAGGCGAGCCAAGCAGCUCUCUUUAGUACAGGAAGAUGGGAGCAAUAGGGCUGUCAACUCAGGAACUCUCUAUGAAACAGAGGAUGAGCUCCGGUCACUGGAUGACUUCCCUGACUCCCGGGCUAAUGUGGAUCUGAAAAAUGACCAGGCAUCCAGUGAGCUGCUUAUCAUACCCCUUCUGCCCAUGGCCCUGGUGGCCCCUGAUGAAGUGGAAAAGAACAGCAACCCCUUGUAUAGCUGUCAGGGUGAGGUCUUGGCCAGCCGGAAGGAUUUUAGGAUGAACACAUGUACCCCCGAUCCCAGAGGUUACUUUAUGUUGGAUCCAGUGGGAAUGUGUCCUGUGGAGCCUGCGGAUGUGUGCCCCAUGCCAAGGAGCCAGAAAGAUGCUGAGGGUGCUGAAGAGCAGCCAAUGGAAGUCUCUAGGAAUGGGAGUCCUGUUCCUGUACUCAGCAUCCCCCAAGAGCCAGACACUUUUCUAGAAGGCCCAGUGCCCAGCGAUGCAGAUGAGGAUGCAGAGGAUGCAGCAGAGCUCCCGGAGGUGGCUCUAGAGCCUGCAGAGCCCAGGACCUCACAGCAGAGUACCACCUUGCCAAGGAGAUAUAUGCUGCGGGAGCGACACGGGGCCCUGGAGCCUGCCACCCAGCCACAGGAGACCCAAGACGCCUGGCAGAGCCUGGACCCUUUUGACUCCUUGGACUCUAAGCUCUUCCAGAAAGGUAAGCCCUAUUCUGUGCCACCUGGUGUGGAAGAGCCUCCAGGACAGAAGCGCAAGAGGAAGGGUGCUACCAAGCUGCAGGACUUCCACCAGUGGUACCUGGCUGCCUAUGCUGAGCAUGCUGACAGCAGGAGGCCUCGGCGGAAGGGCCCGACUUUUGCAGACAUGGAAGUGCUGUACUGGAAACACGUAAAGGAACAGCUAGAGACCCUUCAGAAGCUUCAGAGACGUAAGAUGACUGAGAGAUGGCUGCCCAGGGCCACGGAGGAUCUGUGGCCUGUAGAGGAAGAACGCUUGGAAGACCCCCUAGAAGACCUAGGGGUAGCAGAUGAUUUUCUGGAGCCUGAAGAGUAUGCAGAGCCUGAGGGGGUGGUGCCUGGGGAAGCUGCUGACCUAGAUGCAGAGGCUAUGCCAGAGUCCCUGAGAUAUGAGGAGCUGGUCCGAAGAAAUGUGGAACUCUUCAUUGCCACCUCCCAGAAGUUUGUGCAGGAGACAGAGCUGAGCCAACGCAUCAGGGACUGGGAAGAUACUAUCCAGCCCCUGCUCCAGGAGCAGGAGCAGCACGUGCCCUUUGAUAUACAUACCUAUGGGGACCAGUUGGUUUCAAGGUUCCGCCAGCUCAAUGAGUGGUGCCCCUUUGCGGAGCUUGUAGCUGGGCAGCCUGCUUUUGAGGUGUGCCGCUCCAUGCUGGCCUCUUUGCAACUGGCUAAUGACUAUACGGUGGAGAUCACCCAGCAGCCAGGACUGGAGGCAGCUGUGGACACCAUGUCUUUGAGACUGCUCACACACCAGCGAGCCCAUACGCGUUUCCAGACCUAUGCUGCCCCCUCCAUGGCCCAGCCUUGAGUGAAGAGCACUGAGGCAGGGUGGAAGAACCAGUCAGACCCAGCAGUCUUGGGUGGAAGUCCUGCACAUACCGGGCCAUGGCUGCCACGUCAUCCCGUUCUGGGUCCACAGUGAUGAAGACAGGCUGCACCAGGGGCAGGUCAGGCUCUGUCUCCAGCUUCUGUACCACUUGAACCAGCUUUUCCAGCUCAUCAGGGCAGAUAUCAGGGCAGUGAGUGAAGCCAAAGUACAUCAGUACCCACUGGCCUUGGAAGUCAGCUUUGCAUCGAGGCUGGCCUUUGUGGUCCAGUAGGCUGAAGUCACCCUGGCCCACAGCAGCCUGGCGCAGGGCCUCCGUUCGUUGCUGUUGACGCCUCUGUUCCUUCUCAGCUCUUGCUGCCAGCCAGGCCCAGCCCAGCCCAGCUCCAAACAGGGCAGUGAUCAGCAGCCUAGUUCUUAGCCUGGGACCUUGGGGCUGGCUCUGCCCUGACCAGUGUCUGGACUUUACAUACAGAGUUUCGCCUCCUGGGAUCCUGAGGACUGGAGGUUUGAACUGGGAGAGCCUGGGCCAAACUCUGGGCCCUAGAGCCUGUAGCACCAUGGACAUGAAGCUCCUGGAAAAGAACAGACAAGGUGCCUGGGCUUCCACUGCUGGAGAAACUUGUCACCCCACAUCUAAGCAGGCUAGCCAGCUGUCUGUAUCUGCUUAUCUGAACUCAGAACUGCUCUGCCUCAAGCCUUAAGCAUCAGCCUAGGCAACAUCAAAUGCCAUAACUGGCUUGCUCCACAUCUGUCACUCCUAGUUCUUUAACUAGGGAGCUUCAGCCUCAUUAACCCAAUGUAUGGAUAACCUGCACCUCAACUGCCAAGCUUCCCCUCUAGAUGCCUGGAAGCAUUCAGAAUAUGCUUUGCCUGGGCACCAGAGCGUAUGUGUCUAUUUACAAUAAAAAAAAAUUUUUUUAAAGGA